Molecule: messenger RNA, 1767 nt
Organism: Arachis ipaensis
Lineage: Eukaryota; Viridiplantae; Streptophyta; Magnoliopsida; Fabales; Fabaceae
Source: RefSeq, a predicted model, not a curated record
AUGAGGAGUCCGGGCUGCAUUAAAGAUGUUCAGCAGCUGACGGGAAGGCUCACAGCGUUGUCCCGAUUCCUCGGUGCGUCAGCAGCAAAGGCCCUACCCUUUUUUGCUUUGAUUAAAAAGGGAAUAGCAUUUGAGUGGACCCCCGCGUGCGAAGAAGCCUUCAACCACUUCAAAGAGAUUCUAGCAGCACCCCCAAUGCUCGGGAAGCCGAAAGCCGGAGAACCACUCUAUCUAUACCUAGCCAUCACAGAGGGGGCGCUCACAACGGUAUUGGUACGGGAAGAAGGGAAGGCCCAGCAACCGAUCUACUUUGUGAGUAGAGCACUGCAAGGGGCAAAACUCAGAUACAGCAAGCUAGAGAAGCUGGCGUUGGCACUUCUGGUCUCCUCCCGCCGAUUGCGACAAUACUUCCAGAGUCACCAGGUGGUCGUGAAAACGGACCAGGGGAUUCGUCAGGUGCUCCAAAAGCCCGAUCUAGCGGGAAGAAUGAUGACCUGGGCCAUCGAACUAUCCCAAUACGACAUAGGCUACGAACCCCGACACGCGAUUAAGGUGCAAGCAAUGGCCGACUUCCUGGUGGAAGUAACUGGGAAUCCAACGGAGGACACGGACACACGGUGGAAGCUCCAUGUAGAUGGAGCCUCCAACCAGACGUCUGGGGGCGCCAAGAUCAUUUUAGAAAGUCCGGCAGGAGUCGUCUAUGAACAAUCGAUUAAGUUUGAGUUUCCCGUAUCAAACAACCAAGCAGAAUACGAAGCCCUCCUAGGGGGUUUAGUUCUAGCCCAGGAAGUCGGAGCCAAGAGGUUGGAAAUAUGCAGUGACUCGCAAGUCAUCACUUCGCAAGUGAACGGGAGCUAUCCAGCCAGAGAUUCAUUACUACAGAAGUACUUAGAGAAGGUCAAAGAGCUGGGCAAACAAUUUGAAGAGGUCACGGUCCAACACAUUUCCAGGGAGAGGAACACACGGGCUGACCUCCUAUCCAAGCUGGCGAGCACAAAACCUGGAACCGGCAACCGCUCCCUCAUCCAGGGCAUCACGAAAGAGCCAGCAGUUGCCCUCCACCUGACCAAAUCAGCCCCUUCUUGGAUGGACCCCAUCGCUGACUUCUUGGAAAACGGCAAACUCCCCCAGGACGAGAAGGAUGCCAAAGCGAUAAGAAGGGAGGCCGCCAAAUAUACGAUCAUACAGGAUCAGCUAUUCAAAAAGGAACUCAGCCAACCUUUGCUGAAGUGUCUGCACCCCGACCAGACGGACUACGUGAUAACUCGCUUCGGCAUCCCGGAAAUCGUCAUCUCAGAUAACGGGACGCAAUUCACUGACAAGAAGUUCGCAGAGUUUCUCAUCGGCUUGGGGAUAAAACAGAAGUUCUCCUCAGUCGAACACCCCCAAACAAACGGGCAAGUGGAAUCUGUAAAUAAGAUCAUCUUACUGGGUCUUAAAAAGCGUUUAGAUAGCAAGAAAGGCGCGUGGGCCGACGAGCUCGCCUCGGUUCUCUGGUUCUAUCGGACAACCGAGCAAAGCUCCACCGGGAAAACUCCCUUUCGCUUAACAUAUGGGGUCGAAGCCGUGAUACCUGUGGAGAUCGGAGAGCCGAGUCCGCGGCUAUUCCUUGCCGGAGUAGAAGAAGCAGUGGACAAAGAUCUGGUGGACGAGGUCAGAGAGAUGGCCCAUUUGUCAGAGGUAGUGCUGAAACAGAGGAUAGCCCUGCGAUACAACACCAAGGUCCUCAGAAGGGAAUUUGAGGAAAGAUACCUCGUCCUACGAUGA